AAUUUUAAAUCAACUUUUCAAAAUAACUCGAACCAUAUCUUUGAAAUUUUAUUAACUAUAUCCUUCAUUUGAAAAGCUUAAAAGCUUAUGGCAAUUCUCCUUAAGCUCAAUCCAAUGCUGUAUUCGUGCAUGGACCCAUUAUGUCUACUUAUUUAUUUGUCAAACAUAAUGUUAUUCACCCCAUUUGUUUAUUUUCUGUUUUUACACUUUUCAUAUGCUGUUUUAUUAUAAAUUCAAGCGACAAGCCAAUGGUGCAAUCAGUUGUAUGAGUAAAUUGUGACUUGAAGGACAUCAAAAACUGUGCUACGCUUUUAAAAUGUUUCAAAUAUUUCGAGCAUGAAUAUAAGUUGAGGUAAAAAGCGUAUGCUUUUGAAUUGAGUUAAAAAAACAACAACAAAUAUAAAUCGAAUUUGCAUGUGAAUGAUGAUAAAAAAAGAGGCUGUAAAAAUAAUACUUAUGUAUUACAGCAGUAACAUGAAUUAAACAUUGUGCCCCAUUUAUUUCGAACAAUAAUUUGAUAAACACCAUUCGGCUUGAUUGUUUGACAUGAUUCACGGAUCUAUGAAGUACAUUCAAAUCAGAGUAUUGAAAAAAGUGACAACGGAAUGCAAACAGUAAAAUAAAAUCAAUUUAUUGACGAGGUGCAAGAACCGUUCGAGAAUUUGUGAGAAGCCAACUCAAAUGUUAAAGGAUGAUUCGUAUGGCAGGCUCCAAAUUGCUUGCACGAUUAUUAUUAUUAAUUUCGUCGAUAACUCUAGUUUCGUUGCUGGCUCUUACCCGAUGUGGCAUCGGCAGCCUGGUCGAUACCAAUAUCUUAAUUACUGAUGAUGAUGAUGUAAUUCAAAAAUCACAAGGUAUAAAUUAUAUGCUUUUACUGCAACAGAGGGAAGAGGAAAAUCGACAAGAAAUUGCCAAACUGACAGCGGAAAUAAAAUCGCUCAAAGUACAACUAAUUCAACAUCGAAAUAAACACUCAGUGUCUUUUGAUUCACAUAUCCAGAAUAUUUCAUCGUCGUCGCUUCCAUCACAAGCCACACCAGCUGUGACAUCGGCCCCAUUGGGUGAUUGCACGAAUUACAUACGAAAGCAAGUUGGUGCCGCUGAAAUUUUGCAUGGUCUUCCACUGAACAAUGAAUACGAAUUAUUACCGUUUAAUCAUUUCACAUUCAGUCGUGUUUAUCCCAUUGAAUUGGGAUUAGGUAAGCGGGUCGUUGAAAAACCAAUUGGCUUUAAGAGAAAAGAUUUGCUGGAUGCUUUAAAUCGAGCGCUUGACAGUCUCAACAAAAACGCUUCAAUUCGUUAUACAUUGGACGAUUUUUCCGAGGGUAUUUAUCGUAUUGAUCCAACAACCGGAACUCAAUAUGAUCUAUACUUUCGAACAAAGGAAAUAAAGGAAAUUCGAAAAUAUACAUCAAUCGCUAACCGACUCAAAAGCCACAAUAAUGAUGGCAUCAAAAAAUUAACUAUAAUGCGACCAUUUGCACCGUUACAAACAAUACAAAUCGAAACAUUUCCGAAACAGCGAGAAAAAGAAAAGGAAAUUGUCCACAUAAUAUUGCCGCUGUCUGGACGUACAGAUACUUUUCAAAAUUUUAUGGAUAAAUUUGUAAAAAUUGCAUUGAAAAAUGACCGGCGUGUACAUCUUACGGUUGUGUACUUUGGUGAAGACGGUCUGUCAGAAACACGUUCAAUUAUGAGUCGUGUACUGGGAAUGAAGAAAAGCGGCGGAAAUUCAUCGAAUUUAAAAUUAUUAGCUCUUAAUGAGACAUUUUCAAGAGCAAAAGGUCUUCGAGUAGGCGCCGAAAGAGUGUCAGAUAAAAAUGAUAAAAAUAAGGAUGUUUUAUUGUUCAUGUGUGAUGUUGACGUGGCAUUCAGUGCAAAAUUUUUAGACCGCUGCCGUUGGAACUCGAAGCCCAGAAAAAAAGUAUAUUAUCCAGUUGUGUUCAGUUUAUAUAAUCCGCAUGUUGUUUAUACACUGCAAGGAAAAGAAGUACCACCAGAACACGAUCAAUUGUUGAUUUCACGUGACAACGGAUUUUGGAGAGACUUUGGUUAUGGAAUGACUUGCCAAUAUAAAUCCGAUUUUAUGAAUGUGCGUGACUUUGAAGAGAUUGUUGGAUGGGGUGGUGAGGAUGUAAUGCUCUAUCGAAAAUAUGUACGAUCAACUAUAAAGGUGAUUCGUGCAACCGAUCCAGGCAUUUUUCAUAUUUGGCAUCCAAAGGUGUGUACGGGAAUAACGAAUGGACAACAUUUAACCGCCGAUCAAUAUCGUGCAUGUAUACGAUCACGUGCUUUAAAUGAAGCAUCACAUGCUCAACUUGGAUUUUUGGCAUUUCGCGAGGAUAUCGCAGCACACUAUCAAGAUAAUAAUGAUAACAAUGAUGUUACAAAUUCGAAAAAUUCUGGCACACAUACCAUGGAUAUUAAAAUAUUUCCAUUAAAAACGAUAAAAAUAAAUAAGAAAUUAAAUAUCUCUGAUGAGUCAUCAUUACCAAACAAUAACUAUAAGAAUAACAAUAGUCACAUUGAUUCAGAUGUAAACAAUCAGCAACAAAAGAAAUCGAAACAAAAUUUGAAAUUUUUUGGUAGUGACUUAAAAAAAACUUGAUCUUACAAGUACCAAGAAUUCGAUAAAAAAUCAAAAAAAUUGAAACAACAAUCACAUUUGCAGCCCGAAAGUAUUUGGAAGAUUGAAUUUUGAAUAAUUUUCAUUUGUAAACUGCCAUUUUACGUUCAAAGACUGAAUUGACUGACUGAAGUGACAAUUAGCUAAUGUAUGCAUAUCAACAAUUGGCGUACCCCGAAAACAAAACGGAAAAAGGACUGUUUAUAGUUCGUAUUAGAUAUUGGUGAUCAUCAGACACAAAAAAAAAAAAAAAUUCAAAUUUUAAAUUGUGAUAAUAAAAAUAAAAAAAAAAAAAAAAAAUGAACAAAAAAUGGUUUGCGAAACUAUUUAUUUAACUAUAUACGCUCCGGUCUUAAUGAUAUUUGCAGUUAAGCUCUGACCACGCUAGUCAGGCUUCAAACCUCAUUCUUUCAUUGUAUCUAUUAAAUCUUUUAUUGUGUCGGGUAACAGCGUUUGCAGUGACACUAUUUCACCUGUUUUAUCAUAAUCGUAACAGUUGAUGUCUGCUAUUUUGCCUAACUGUUACUAUUUUCAAAACCUGAUUUAACAAAAUUGGAAUAGCUUUCUUUUCAAUUCUUGUAAUUUACACGUACAUAAAUUUUGUAUACAAUAAUUGUGACAUUAAGCACAAACAUGAUUGUGUUUUUAGAAUGAAAUAACAGCAAAACCGAGUUGAAAUUGCUCUUGUAAAAACGACCUUUUAUUACAAAAAUACCUGGUUGAAAAAGUGAAAAAAAUGUAGACGUUUUAUUUCUCUUAAUUCUAUAGAACAAACUCGUCUACAUCAUCUGAUGCGAUAAAAAUGUAUAAAUUUGGUUUCUCCGUCACACAAAUCGUUGUCUCAAGCUAUCUCAAGCCGACAUUUUAUUGACACAAAACUCACACUUAUAUUUUGCAGCGGUAGAUUUGUUAUUGAAAAAAAAAUCCGAUAAAAUGAAUCAGUAAAUUAUUAUCCAUCAAAAUGAAACAGUGCAAACGAGUCCAUCUAUACAAUUCCGUUUUUAUGGACCCGCUUACUUGUUUCAUUUCUAUAG
This is a messenger RNA of Contarinia nasturtii (swede midge), 3660 nucleotides long. It is a transcript of the gene Csgalnact, whose product is annotated as chondroitin sulfate N-acetylgalactosaminyltransferase 2. Bases 692 to 2608 code for a protein of 638 amino acids. Lineage: Eukaryota; Metazoa; Arthropoda; Insecta; Diptera; Cecidomyiidae. Gene Ontology annotation, molecular function: glucuronosyl-N-acetylgalactosaminyl-proteoglycan 4-beta-N-acetylgalactosaminyltransferase activity. Gene Ontology annotation, cellular component: Golgi cisterna membrane. The record is from RefSeq and is a predicted model, not a curated record. The transcript has 10 exons.